AUGGUUAAGCGCAAGAGAAACGAUGCUUCCAAGGCGGACAAAUCUGCCGAGAGCCCCUCUAAGACUGUCAAAUCGGCAUCCACCGCCUCCCAAGCUCCAGAUGCAGCUUUCACUAUCCAGGUUGUCACUGGUUCUUACGAGCGCGUGUUGCAUGGUUUCACGGCUGGCAUCCCCGCAUCUGCCUUGAGUUCGAAGAAUGAAAGCAAAAAGGACUCUUCGACCUCCAUUCAAUGCCUCGACAGCUUCUUGUUCGAGGCUCAUGGUUCCGCAAUCCGGUGCUUAGCACUAUCUCCUCUACCCAAGACCACCGAACAAAACCAAUCCGUUAUGAUGGCCAGUGGUGCUACCGAUGAGCGCAUCAAUCUCUACUCGCUAUCAGCCGCUCCUCCCGCUGUGAAUGACGAUUAUCCCACGGUGCCGACUUUGGCCGGAAACAAAAUCCUUGAGAACCCAAAGAAUCGCGAGUUGGGAUCAUUGUUGCACCACUCGGCCAGCAUUUCAGGCUUGAGCUUCCCUUCGCGCAGCAAGCUUCUGGCAGGUGCAGAGGACAACACCAUUUCGGUGUCCAAAACUCGUGAUUGGACUGUAGUCUCGACCAUCAAGGCGCCACGCCCUAAGGUCCAAGGCCGCCCUAGUGGUGACACUGCGCCUCCGGGAGCUGCUCCAUCGGGCGUGAACCACUUUGCGGUCCAUCCGUCCAUGAAGCUGAUGCUGAGUGUCGGUAAGGGAGAGAAAUGUAUGCGGCUGUGGAAUCUGGUGACGGGCAAGAAGGCCGGUGUCUUGAAUUUCAACCGGGAGAUACUGCAGAGUGUGAAAGAAGGGAAAUGGAGCAGCGGAGAAGGACGCCGCAUCGCUUGGAACCCUGCUGGAGAGGAGUUUGCCGUCGCCUUUGAAUGGGGUAUCGUCGUAUUUGGAGUUGAUUCAGAACCCAAGUGCAGAGUGCUCCCAGAGCCUCGAAGCAAGGUGCAUGAAAUGAAAUAUGUUCCUCGUUCUGCAGGCAAAGACCAGAUCGAUGACUUGCUGGCUGUGUCGACUGAAGAUGGCCGCGUCAUCUUCUAUUCCACCACCGAACUCAAGGAACCCGAUGAGGAUGAAGAGUCAAAGAUCCCCUAUGCCACCUCCGUGGCUCAGGUUGGUGGGAAACAGGCAGGUUUCCCUGGACGUAUCAAGGACUUUGCGUUAUUGAGCCUGGAAGAGCAAGCCCAGGAGAUCCGGGACGGUUUCGUGGUUGUCACCGGCAACAGCGAUGGUGUUGUGCGGAUUUGGAAUAUCGUUGGGCAAGAUCUUGUUGCCCCCAAGAAGAAGUCCAAGGACCCCAAGAAGCCGAAGGACGCUACUCGUCAGAUCGGAAACCUCCUGAGCACUUAUGAAACCGGGAACCGCAUUACUUGUCUGGCCUCUUUCAUCAUGCUGCCAACAGAGGACUCCUCGUCCCUAUCUGACCUCGAUGAUGAUAGCGAAGAGGAGGGGAAAGAAGAGUCGGAGAGUGAUGAUAGUGACGACGAGUAA
This is a messenger RNA of Penicillium argentinense, 1509 nucleotides long. Its product is annotated as putative 60S ribosome biogenesis protein Mak11. The record is from RefSeq and is a predicted model, not a curated record. The coding region runs from base 1 to 1509 and encodes 502 amino acids. The transcript is spliced from 2 exons. Gene Ontology annotation, molecular function: protein binding. Lineage: Eukaryota; Fungi; Ascomycota; Eurotiomycetes; Eurotiales; Aspergillaceae.